GCACCGCCCCCGCGAGGCCCCCGCCGUCGCCACCCUGCCGGCCUAAGUCUGUGGACGUUUUUUCCUCUCCGGUUGCUCUGCCCGAGCCGUCAUGCCGCUCUACGAGGGCCUGGGCAGCGGCGGCGAGAAGACGGCGGUCGUGAUCGACUUGGGAGAGGCCUUCACCAAAUGUGGAUUUGCUGGAGAAACAGGCCCAAGAUGUAUAAUUCCUAGUGUGAUCAAAAAAGCUGGACUGCCUAAGCCUAUCAAGGUUGUUCAGUAUAAUAUCAAUACAGAAGAGUUAUAUUCUUACCUAAAGGAAUUCAUCCACAUACUGUAUUUCAGGCAUCUGUUGGUGAACCCCAGAGACCGCCGAGUUGUGGUCAUCGAGUCAGUACUGUGCCCUUCCCACUUCAGAGAGACGCUCACUCGAGUUCUUUUCAAAUAUUUUGAGGUUCCAUCCGUCUUAUUAGCUCCAAGUCACCUCAUGGCUCUUCUGACGCUUGGAAUUAACUCUGCCAUGGUCCUGGAUUGUGGAUAUAGGGAAAGCCUGGUGUUGCCCAUAUAUGAAGGAAUCCCAGUACUAAAUUGUUGGGGGGCUCUCCCCCUAGGAGGAAAAGCUCUGCACAAAGAGCUGGAAACUCAGCUGUUGGAACAGUGUACUGUGGACACCAGUGCUGCUAAGGAGCAGAGCCUUCCCUCGGUGAUAGGCAAUGUUUGAACUGGCAUGUGUAGGUUGAUUCUGCUUGGGCGUGGGAAGGCAUAACAAAAUUUCCUUUUACUCUUUAAAGUGCGUACUUGCUUUGUAAGUGAUCUGAAGCGUGGACUCAAAAUCCAAGCAGCAAAAUUUAAUAUUGAUGGGACUGAUGAACGUCCUUCACCACCCCCAAAUGUUGACUAUCCAUUAGAUGGGGAAAAGAUUUUACAUGUCCUAGGAUCAAUCAGAGAUUCAGUUGUGGAAAUUCUUUUUGAACAAGAUAAUGAAGAGAAAUCAGUUGCCACAUUAAUAUUGGAUUCUCUUCUGCAGUGCCCAAUAGACACCAGAAAACAACUUGCCGAGAACUUGGUAGUCAUAGGUGGCACAUCUAUGUUGCCAGGAUUUCUCCACAGGUUACUUGCAGAAAUAAGAUACUUGGUAGAAAAACCAAAAUACCAAAAAGCACUUGGCACCAAAACAUUCAGAAUUCAUACUCCACCUGCAAAGGCUAAUUGUGUAGCCUGGUUGGGAGGGGCUAUUUUUGGAGCACUGCAAGAUAUACUUGGGAGCCGGUCAGUUUCAAAGGAAUACUAUAAUCAGACAGGCCGCAUCCCUGAUUGGUGCUGCCUCAAUAAUCCGCCUUUGGAGAUGAUGUUUGACGUUGGAAAAGCCCAGCCACCGCUGAUGAAGAGAGCAUUUUCCACUGAGAAAUAAAAGUUUGAUUACAUACAAGUUUGUUUCACUUCAAAUAGUUCUAAGCAAACUGAAGAAUGUUUGUGGGGUGCUCUAGUAUAGACAGACCACUUCAGUGGAAGUAGAAGCUUCUCUUCAUUUGCCUUUGCUUCUCUUGUAUUUAUAUCAAUAAAAAAUAAAACAAAUUUAAACAGUU
Messenger RNA from Octodon degus (degu), 1565 nucleotides. RefSeq names its product actin related protein 10 homolog (gene Actr10). Lineage: Eukaryota; Metazoa; Chordata; Mammalia; Rodentia; Octodontidae. The record is from RefSeq and is a predicted model, not a curated record. Gene Ontology annotation, biological process: retrograde axonal transport of mitochondrion. The transcript is spliced from 12 exons.